Ostreobium quekettii is the source of this 699-nucleotide messenger RNA. The record is from the annotation of a GenBank genome assembly. NCBI's taxonomy places the organism in Eukaryota, Viridiplantae, Chlorophyta, Ulvophyceae, Bryopsidales, Ostreobiaceae.
AUGGGCGACCUGCUGCUCAAAGGCUGGACGACGCUGGCGGAGGGCUGCGGCGACUGCAGGGUUCCCUUAAUGCAAGAACAUCAGACAGGUGACAAAUUGUGCUCGAACUGCCAACGACGUGUCACAGGAGGGGAUGUUGCUUGGGGACCAAGGCCGCCACUCGGUAUCAUAUCCAAUGAACACCAGCUUUCUCCUGCUGGACCCUUGCAGUUAGACUACAGGAGCAGUAGAUGUGGGACGCAUAGUCAAGUUCACUCCUCAACACUGUCUGCAAGCAACCUUUAUGCUGACAAAAUCGCCGAAAAGAUGGUGGAGGGCUGGACAUUGACCUGCAUGGCUUGCCUAAGGUGCGUACAGGCACUGGAAACAUGGCAGACACAGCUCGACCAAAGUGAUAUGCUUGGAUACGUCUUAUUUGAAUACCAUGGAUGCCGCUGCUGUACCCCAGUGCACGAGUUGCAUACUGCCAUCUGUGCCAGCGUCCCUAUCAUAGUCCUGCAUGUGGGGCAAGAUGUCGGUCGAUUCAAUGCCUUUGAGGAGCUAUGGCAGGAGCAGGGACCAGAUAAGUGUCGAAUAGGAGCAUUGUGUGAAUGCCGCAAGGGAGACUGCAGCCACCCCACACUGCUCCAUUUGCAGGUGAUGCUCAUGUCAAACAUCUACCCUCCAUUCCAGGUGCCACACUCCUCUUGUACGAAGUAA